AUGCGGUCGAUUUCGUCACCGGUGGAGUCGGUUCCAGUCACCAUUGUUGUGGAGUUGCCCCCUGUCGUGCCUGCUGUCCGUGCCGGUCCCGCUGAUGUCGGUUCGGCCCAACUGAAGGACCCCAUCGGCGGUCGUCCUCCUGUAAGCGUACCACCCGCUGAUGUAGUGGCGUUGUCUCGCCGUGUCGAGGCCUGUGAGGGUGCUUUGUCACCACAUUGCUGUUCACUCCAAUGUGAGCGCUUGAAAACGGAGUCAAAUGACUCGAGCGCUCUCGUGUCGCAGCUUCGCGAGAAGCUGUAG
Messenger RNA from Peronospora matthiolae, 300 nucleotides. The record is from the annotation of a GenBank genome assembly. NCBI's taxonomy places the organism in Eukaryota, Oomycota, Peronosporomycetes, Peronosporales, Peronosporaceae.